GUCGUACUCUUCUUGUAUUUGUGGUCGAGCUAUACAACCUCAAGGUGGUGCUUACUACUGUGAUUUUUGUGCACGUCAUGUCACUAAUGUCACUCCUAGAUUUAGGAUUAAAAUAUCAGUGGAGGAUCAAAUUGGUCAUGGUAUAUUUGUGUUAUUUGAUCAUGAGGCUUCUUAUCUAUUAAAGAAGUCUUGUGCUGACUUAUUCUCUGAAUUUCAGUUUGAUGCAAAUGUUGUAUGUGGGGAUACAUAUCCUGUCACUUUUCAACAACUGGUUGGAAAGAAGUUGUUGUUAAAGUUGAUACUAAACUUGUUGGUCCUGAUAAGUAUUUUGGAACUUUUCGUGUUAGGAGAGUUUGUGAUGAUAGUACUAUUGUUGCAAUGUUUGAACUCCCUAAUUAUGACGCUGAUGAUGAGUCAACUCCAUUAAAGGAUGAAACCUUCAAUGUUACCAAGUUUUUACCUUCUGGUUUGGGAGGAUCUAUUUCCAAUAAGCUACAUUUAACAAAUAUCAAAAAAGAAUCUCUAAUUGUAAUUGAUUUCCUAACCAAAAAGGAAUCUGAAGUUACCAGUUUGGAAGAUAUUGUUGCUGAUGUUGAUAUUGCUAAACAAAAUGUCAAUGAAUUGCAUCAGAAUACUACUGUUACAGAGGAGUUUGCUGAAGAUCUUGAUAUACUGAUAAAUUCACCAGUCAAAGAAAUUCAGAUGGGUAAGUCUCAGUCAAAUGCUGCUGCUAGAUUUCAUAGACGAAUGUCUCUAAAAAGAAAACAAGGAAGUUCAUUGUCCAGUUCAGAAGGUUAGUAAGGGG
Molecule: messenger RNA, 805 nt
Organism: Arachis duranensis
Lineage: Eukaryota; Viridiplantae; Streptophyta; Magnoliopsida; Fabales; Fabaceae
Exons: 5
Coding region: 235-798 (187 amino acids)
Source: RefSeq, a predicted model, not a curated record